Molecule: messenger RNA, 882 nt
Organism: Cucumis sativus (cucumber)
Lineage: Eukaryota; Viridiplantae; Streptophyta; Magnoliopsida; Cucurbitales; Cucurbitaceae
Product: HMG1/2-like protein-like
Source: RefSeq, marked provisional
CACACGCACUCAAAGCCAAUCUCAAAACCGCAUCACACGAACCUAACUAUAAGCCAUACCCAAUUUUUUUCUCCUCAUAUUUCACUCUCACACUCUUUCCUUAUCUUCUUCUUCCUUCUCCAAACCCUAGAGUUUUACAGGAUUCAUCAUGAAGGGCGGAAAAUCCAAGGGGGCGCCUAAAAAGACCGAUACCAAGUUGAAAAGCAAAAGUGCUGGAGCUAGUAAGAAAUCAGCGAAGGCUGCAAAGGAUCCUAACAAGCCAAAGAGGCCUGCUAGUGCUUUCUUCGUUUUCAUGGAAGAGUUCAGGAAGCAAUACAAGAAGGAACAUCCUAACAACAAAUCCGUCGCUGCUGUUGGAAAGGCUGGUGGUGAUAAAUGGAAGUCAAUGUCCGACGCUGAGAAAGCACCUUACAUAAACAAGGCUGAGAAAAGGAAGACUGAGUAUAACAAGAGCAUGCAGGCUUAUAAUAAGAGAAUUGCGGAGGGAGGGAAUGGAGCUGAAGAAGAAGAAUCAGAUAAAUCCAAAUCAGAAGUCAAUGAUGACGAUGAAGAUGAUGAUGAGAGUGGAGAGGACGAAGAUGAUGAGUAAAUGUUUAGGAGACGAGGAAUGAUGGGGUGGAAGAACAAGCGUUUAAUUCCUUCAUAGUUCGGAGCUGAAACACUCAGCAAUUUAGAUUUUUCUUUAUUAUGUCUUGGAUAAAUAGCUACUUCUUUUUUCCUUUUUUUUUUUGGGUAAUUAGGAUAGAAUGGGAGAAACGAAAUCAAAACAAAGGGAAGGUUCGUGUUUGAUGUUAGAUUUCUUAAGUUGACAAGGAUAUGUAUUCAAGGAAAAAUCUGUGUUAGUAAUUGCACAAUGAUUCAGUUUUAGUUCCAUUAUUCUAC